Molecule: messenger RNA, 3228 nt
Organism: Amoebophrya sp. A25
Lineage: Eukaryota; Dinophyceae; Syndiniales; Amoebophryaceae
Source: the annotation of a GenBank genome assembly
CCCUACUGACUCCAGGACGAGCUGUUUGAUGACAAGCGACGAGGUCUCUGACUCCGUUUCCAUGGAUCUUAGUGGUAUUUUGGAAGCGAAAAAUCGGACGAUUCUCAAUGACGCCGCAGUCUAAAGAGCAUUUUACAUCAUAUUCGACCUCCACCCCCAGUUGCCCCACUUCCCGAGACCCACAAAGUUCUUUUUCUUUUGCAGGUAUGCAUGUUGUUCGUUCCGAUAUAAUUGAGCAUUUUCUUAAUAGUCAACUGUUGCAAUAAUUCAGUCUGUCAACAUUAAGUGAGCUUGUUGUUGAGCUUCUUGAGCAUGAUCUUCUUCAUAUCUCCGUUUUGUUGAGAGAUGGGCAUCUUCACGUGCUGAUUUAGAUACGUCAAUUCAUUGGAUGCAAAAAUCUUUUUGCUAGCAGCUUCUCUACCAUUAGGCAAUUUCCUACUACCCUUCUCCUAAAGAAAUGGCGCCCUCACGUCCGCCUCCUCUCUCGGCCACACAAGGCCUUUCUCAGUCUACAACGAGCUUCUCGAGCAUGCCUCGAAAUGCCUCUUCUCCUCUGGCCGCUACCAUGGGAGGUGGUAGGAGAAGCGCGAGUAAUGUUGGACGACCACCCGGACAAGGACAAGGACAAGGACAACUACAUGGUCAUCAGCAGCCUCCUUUCAUGCCCCCACUGCCAAAUACUGCAUCGACACCCAAAUCAAAGUCAAAUGGGGGGAUGCAGAAUGAUAUGAAGAUGAACCACCAAUCUCCUGCAGCUGGAGGAGGAUCAGCAGGGGCUUCGAGCAAGAGGAUGUCAGGAGCUCCUGGGGAUCAUAUCGGACAAGACAUAUCGUUGAUGCCUGAUAUUCGAACAAGAGGUAAAACACCUAAGGGUGGUACUGGUACAACAGCGUCACAGUAUAAUAGUGGUGUGGCUACUCUAGGUGGUGCUCCACCGGCGCCUCCUCUAACACCUGGCGGAAGCCCAUCUUCCCCCAAUCAUGCUCAAUAUUUAGACCGUACUACAAGUAGAACCAAUGUGAACCGCCAGUAUGCUGUUCCUGUGUCUCCGGAAUUCCGUAUGCCGAAGUCAGAGUUACUUGGACGAGGUACAACUCCUGAAGGCACGACGAGGACUAUAGCUCCUUCAAAUUCACCUUCAUCUCCGCCAGGUGGAUCUACUUCAUCCUCACGUCCUUUGUUUGGUGGUUUACUAGGCGUCCCGAUGUGUUUGUAUCCUUCAGAGAGAGGGACGUUUGCGCGAAUUAUAUCUCCAAUGAAUCAGGGGAAGAACAAGUUGUGGAAUCAUGGGGUGGAGGAGGAAGAAGAUGACGUUAUGAGGGUGAACACGUCAAUAAACAAACAUCGCGUCACUGCUCGUGGUCACGAUGAGGAAGCACAAGCCAGAAUCCAGAAGUUUCGAGCUAUGAUGCUCGUUGCCCUCGUUUUCAUGGGUGGCAUCGGGAUGCUAGUGCUGCUAGCGAUUAGGACAGGAGGUCCUGAUGACGAAGACACAAACGGAAAUCGCGUAUCAAGCGCAAGCAGUUCUGCCUCGUCUACGUCUCCUAAGGCUACAAGAAAUCCAUCUUUCCAACAAGCCACAUUUUGGUCCCGCUUUUGAAUAAAAAACGGGGUGUUGACCCCGCAGAUGGAUAUCUCUUACUUAGUUCUAAAUCAACCAAUGGUGCUCGGGAACUCCCUCUUUCCGAUGUCCAGAGUCAAAUAAUUUCCGCAAUCGCUACUGGCGCACCUCUAUUCAAUAAUGGGGACGCCUGUGCUGCGUAUCGGGCUUACGAUACCACGACUGUUGGCCUGUUGGAAGGGUAUAGCAUACCAAGGGAAGUGAGUCAAGCGUUGCAGAGUGUUAAAGUUACGGCUUUCCGAAUUACAUCACUACCAUCCUUGGCGCUUUUCCUAUGUGAAGAGAAGCCAGGUAUCUCUUUGUGUAAGUGAGUGGGUAACUCGUACUAGCGUGUAGUAUAGCAGGUUAAUGUACAACUCCCGCCAUCGCCGGAUCGCUCCCUGGAAAGUAUGCAGCUCUGCUCUUUCACCAUACGCUCGCGAUAAAAAAGGAAAGCUCUUCGGCGUGUAAUUACAAUAGUAAUUGUGAUUGUAAUUCCGUAACAAGCUCUAAUAAAGGGCUAGGGCGUACGAUGCAGACCUCAGAGGAUUGCUCUUGGGGAGCAUGGCAACAUCGGUUCGCAUUUGACACCAUAUUAGAAAUGACAACCUCCGAAGAGGAUGCGGAUGGUUAUGUGAAUCCCAUUGUCGUGGUUGCGGACCCGGUGGCAUCAUCGAAUCAGAUGAAUCCCAGCACAGGUGGUGCAGCUGUAGGUUCGGGCGCGACGCCCAGCACAGCGGAAACCUCUUCCUCUAGUUCAAGCUCCUCAAACACACGGCCAACGAAAACUUUAAGUGAAGUCCAAGGUCUGAUUCGGACUGCUAGUACAGAAGGCGAUCUAACUCUGCAGUCUGACGGCGCAGAAGCAGCAGCUAAUGUCUACAUGGCCCUAGUUAGAACCCUCUUAGACGACCAAAAUUCGAACCUGCCUCUCGACGUCGAGAUCAUUCUUCGAAGCGUGCAGACAAGUUUCAAUCGAUUUCUAGGGAAUUUGGGAACAACUACGGCGUCGACUCAGGACAUAGACAACCUAUGGAUGGGUCUGGUAUGGAGCAUUUUGGAGACCGGAUUCGAAAGGAUAUUGGCGUUGACGGAUAGUAUUAAGGUCAGCUUUUUUUAUCCAUCUUUUCUCGGCAUCUUGGUACCCUUUUCCCUUGUAUCCUCAUGUUGAAAUACAAGGUAUAAGGGGUCACGAUGAGGAGGCCGAGAUGCAAUCUAGCAGACUCUAAUAGUACACAUUCGGGAGGAGGUGGAACAGCAGGAGGGGGAUCGACGUGGUCUUCGGGAUCAACGUCGACAUCUGUCUCUGGUACAAUUUCGAACAGUGUCAGUGCUAAUCAGAACACUUAUGUGCCGCCAGGAGCUUCUGCUGCAGCAAACAGCGCUGUCGCUGGGGCUGCUGCCUCUGCGACUCCGUCCUCCUCCUCAGGAGCAUCCUCUACCUCAAGCGCCUCCGGUUCCUCAAGCUCCUCCUCUUCCUCAAGCUCCUCCUCUUCCUCAAGCUCCUCCUCUUCCUCAAGCUCCUCCUCUUCCUCAAGCUCCUCCUCUUCCUCAAGCUCCUCCUCCACAACCCCUAUCCUUUACCCUUUAAACCUUCCCAGUCUCGGUUCUGUGCAGGUAAUCAAUGA